Messenger RNA from Eriocheir sinensis (Chinese mitten crab), 2839 nucleotides. RefSeq names its product astacin-like. The record is from RefSeq and is a predicted model, not a curated record. NCBI's taxonomy places the organism in Eukaryota, Metazoa, Arthropoda, Malacostraca, Decapoda, Varunidae. The coding region runs from base 679 to 1458 and encodes 259 amino acids. Gene Ontology annotation, biological process: proteolysis. The transcript has 6 exons. Gene Ontology annotation, molecular function: metalloendopeptidase activity; zinc ion binding.
GUGCCCUUGAGCUGCCUUCUUUGUUGUAAAAAAAUAUAUAUAUACUUAACGGGGAGCAUCAGGAGCCAGGAGGCGCGUCACUUAACUCACCCACCCAUCCCCCGACUCUAACCCACACAGCAGUUAACCUGGGCAAGCCUCCUAACAGCUGCCCUUCCUAUUCUCGUACCCUUCAAGGAGCGAUUUCUCUUUUCAACACUUGCAAUAAUACACGGGAAGGAAAUUGACAAGACAUAACACUGAGGUGACUGACAGGAGGAGGAGGAGGAGGUGCUAACAUGAAGGCUAACGUGACUUCUAACACGGGAAGGAGAUUGACAAGACAUAACACUGAGGUGACUAACUGGAGGAGGAGGAGGCGAAGGAGGCGCUUAAGUGAUGGCUAACGUAACUGUCAAACUUGUAAUCAACACAACACACCAGACUCCCUGUCAGGCCCCGUCCGUGUCCAGGCACAUAAACAACACAUUAUAAGGCAUAAGAAGUGACAGCGUGGGUGCUUGUUGAACGUUAGUCAGGGGUCGUCACUGUGCUGUCCGGACUAACACGGUCGAGGCUUUCCAGGGCAUAGGAGCGAGGGAGUGUAGACUGCUUACCACUACUACUACUACUACUACUACUACUACUACUACUACUUCUUCCUGACACCCUCGUUCCGUCCUCUGUGUUAUAUUCAAGAUGAUGAUGAUGAUGAUGAUGAUGAUAGUGGUGAUGACGGAGGCUGCAGUGACCCCCUCUACACCACCAUCACCACCAUCACCACCACCACCAACAACAACAACAGCAACAACAGCAACAACAGCCUCCCAUAGAACCGAGGACGAGGAUUGGGAGGAGGAGGAGGAGGAGCAGACGGUCUUCCUGUGGCAUGGAGGUGUGGUGCCUUAUGUGUUUGGGGACAGCAUCACCGCCAGCCAGAGGUCCAUCAUUCUACAGGCGAUGGGUGACAUCCACAACAAGACCUGCGUUCGCUUCACACAUCGACAUAGCAACGAGACGGAUCACAUCGAAAUACACUCAGACCGCCCGGGAUGCAGGUCCUCCGUGGGGCGCGCUGGAGGCAGACAGACGCUGCACCUCAAUGCCAAGGAGUGCAUGGACGUGGGUACCGUCAUCCAUGAGCUCCUGCACAUCCUCGGACUCUUCCACGAACACUCCCGCGCUGACCGUUCGCGAUACAUCACCGUCAACUUGCACAAUGUCAUCCCCGAAAUGAGGCCGGACUUCGCGAUUGUGGCCGGGAGGAGUCUGGCCGUGGGGUACAACUAUGACAGCAUCCUCCACUACGGCCCCUACGCCUUCUCCAAGAGCCCGGGCGUGAAGCAGACCAUCGUGCCCAAGGACCCCGAGGCUGACAUCAAGGACCCAUGGCAGAGGACGGAGAUGGCCGACACAGAUGCCCUCUACGUCAACGAGCUGUACCGAGACCAGUGCAGAUUAAAUGUGUCGCAAGAAUGACUGUGUGUUUGUAUAAUGUAUCCAACAAUACUUGAAUAUGGCCUAGAAUUACUUAAAUAUCAGUCGUUCGUUAUGUGUUCAUGAGGGAAAGUACUAUACGUAACUACAUAUAUUUUUUGAGAGUUAAAGAAGUAGCUGAUCAAGGGUAUUAAAAAGAGCUUGGUAAGUGAUAGAGAAGACAGUGAUGAGUGGCUAAAAGAAACAUUGAUAGAAGAGGUAUCUUGAUAUCUUGAUACUGUGGCCGGCAAUUUAAGACACUUUCGUUUCUCACAUCAGCUAUUUCUAAAGGUCAAAGAGGGGGUCAGUCAGAUUCUAAUGAGUGUUUCUUCAGGUUCACGGUACAGAAGAAGGGUCAAACUACCACCAGGGUCAUAAAACUACUCCUGGAAAUGCCCACAACUCCUACGAAAGCCUUGUCAAAUGAGUGUUUCUUUAGGCUUAUGGUACAGUCGAAGGGUUAAACUACCACCAGGGUCAUAAAACUACUCCUGGAAAUGCCCACAACUCCUACGAAAGCCUUGUCAAAUGAGUGUUUCUUUAGGCUUAUGGUACAGAAGAAGGGUCACACUACCACCAGGGUCAUAAAACUACUCCUGGAAAUGCCCACAACUCCUACGAAAGCCUUAUCAAAUAGGUGUUCUUGGCCUACGAAAUGUCUUAUAAAACGACCCUAUAAAUUCUCCCCUGCAAGGCAAAAUAUGUAAAGAUGAUGACAUACAGCUCAAAGGGAAAGGGUGCAAGUGAAUGGGAAGGCGACCAAUCAGCUCCCUAAACUAUGCAAGAUCUCACCCCUGUCACUUCCCUCCCUCAUCCCCAAGAUCUAACCCUUCCCUUCCCUCCUUUUUCAAGACAUAAGGACAGACUCUGCAAUGAUGAAGCUGACUGACGCAUUGACCAAUUUAGUGUACAGCAGCUCUAGUAAAUGGGAAGGAAAAUGUAAAAAAUACUAUAAAAUAAAUACUCACUGUCCCAGGUUGCAGACUAAAUGGCAAAACACACCAGCAAGUUGUUUGUGUAAGGCUCAUUUACCACCAUGGCCCCUCAGGAUGCCGCUGGCCGCACACAGCACACAUUGGUGAUGGAGAACAGCCACUUUGCGGGGGUGCACCACAGCUGUCACCAGGGUACUGCUCUCCUCCGCCCCAUCCCUCCCUGCCCUCACCCAGCUCAGAGUAGUAAUGGCACUAACUAAUCUAUCACUGACUUUAGUUCACUCUCUUAACAGUAUUUUCAUGGUUUAGGGAAUUUUUUUCUACCAGCGAACAGUUAUAACUUCAAAAUCAUCUUGAAUGUUACCGUUUUCACAAGGCUGGUUCAUGGUAAAGGUAAUGUAUUCUAUCAAAGACAACAGCAAUAGCCUCAAAGUUAUCUCUGUCAUUAA